This is a messenger RNA of Fundulus heteroclitus (mummichog), 3256 nucleotides long. RefSeq lists its product as uncharacterized. The transcript has 2 exons. Bases 503 to 2686 code for a protein of 727 amino acids. The record is from RefSeq and is a predicted model, not a curated record. Lineage: Eukaryota; Metazoa; Chordata; Actinopteri; Cyprinodontiformes; Fundulidae.
UUACUUGAAGACUGGUGGAUUACUUCAAGACGUGUGUGGAAUUAACGUUACCUGGAAAUCAUCGUCUCAACUGUUCUGUGAGUAACCUGGUGGCUUAUUGUUCUACGACCCAGGUGAGCAAACAUUUCGAGAGACUGGAAUAUCGUUUGGAUGGACAAUAACGUUAGCAGCGCAAUCGCUCAUCUAACGUUACUUGUUGCUGAACUGAAUGCCGACGUGUUAAUUGGAAACGGACACUUUUAAUGUUGUUGGAUGAUGCUAAUACGAUCAAAUAGACUGUGUUUUGUGGACGUUAUUUGAAUUGCUGGCUGAACUAAAAGGAAACAAACGGGCCUGCAAUAAAAUAAAAAAAAUAAAAAAUAAAUAAAUUUAAGCGCUUGGAUGCGUGCAAAUUAAACUAAAUGAAUGCGCGUAAUAAACGGAACUGAACUGUUGAAUACUGACGUUGUUUUUGGUAAGACACGAAACUAAUUUAAAAGAAAGACUUAAAUAAACUGAGAUCAUGUCUGAUGAAGAAAGCCAGAAUGAGGCCACAGGCUUGGAAGAGCAAGACUAUAAAAGCGAGCUGUCUUUCAAAGCGCUCAGCGCAACUCGGCGUGGUAAACUUGGGCAAUGCACUCGCAAAAUGAAUGAGAUCAAAGCUAUAAUGUGUGAGAAUGUUGAUGUUGAGGAUGUGAAAAAAGAAGUGGCUGCGUUCCACACAAUACUGAAUGAUUUUAAGUUCUGUCAUGAGUCUACUCAAGCUUUGUUGUCUGAUGAUGUGAAAGAGAGUGAAAAUCUUGAUUGGUAUGAACCUAGAAUGGCUAGAUAUAAUGAAUUCCUUGCUAAUGUUGAUGAAUGGUUAAAACAACAUAACAUAGAUCCACAGACACUUGUUGAUGUGACUGACAGUGUGUCCAGGGUAUCUAAGACUGCAUCAAAGACUUCAAAAAUAUCCUCCACAGUCUCAUCUAUUCGUAUUCAGCUAGCAGUUGACAAAGCUGGUUUAUUGGCUAAAGCAAAAGUUUUAGAGGAGAAGCACGAAAUAGAGCUGGAAAAAGUAAAGUUACAAGCAAGAAUGGAAACACUUCAAUUACAAGAAGAUCUUGCUAUUUCACACAGUAAAUUAAAGGUGUUAGAGGAACUUGAGCCAAGCCAAGAAAUAAAGCCACAAUGUGAAACAGAGGAUGAUAUGAAUGCGUAUCUGGAAGGAUAUUUACAAAGACACAAGACCAAAACUGUUGAAGUUAAAUCCAGUGAAAGCAGCAAAAUUGACUCUAUCCUGUCUCCACCUCACUUUGCUGAACUAGGAGCAGUACCUAAAACUCCAUUACAGAAAACCCUGCGUGAACAUCAGGUGUCUGAACUACCACCGGUAGCAGCAGCAGCAGCACCCGCAAAACAAAAAAUGAAACCGAAUUCAUCUAAGGUCACUGUAACAGAUGUACAAACAAGAAAGGAAUCCACUCCUGGAAGGGACCGGUCUGAACAUUCAGAUAUUUCAAUACAAAGACAGUCAGACUUGACAAAUCUGCUUGUUUCUGUUGUAUCUCAAACAUCACUCCCUAAAAAAGAAGUUCCUGUUUUCAGUGGUGACCCCUUAGAGUUCCAGCUCUUCAUGCAGGCAUUCAGACACAAUAUAGAAGACAAGACUGACAGUAAUGAGGACCGACUGUAUUUCCUUGAACAGUUUACAGCGGGCCAACCAAAAGAACUUGUCAGAAGCUGUUUACAUCUGGAUGCUACAGCUGGUUUUAUUGAAGCAAAGCGUUUGCUGAAACAUCAUUUUGGAAAUGAGUUUAAAAUCGCAUCAGCUUAUAUGAAUAAGGCCUUGACCUGGGCUACAAUUAGACCAGAUGAUGCUAAAGCACUGCAUAGUUAUGGACUGUAUUUAAGAAGUUGCAACAAUGCUGCUCAAUCUUUUCAGUAUAUGUCAGAACUUGAUUUACCAUCAAACAUGAAAUUAAUAGUGUCAAAACUUCCAUACAAGCUCAGAGAAAGAUGGAGAUCUGUUGUAUGUGACAUCAUGGAGCAAACACAGCAGAGACCCAAAUUCUGUGAUCUUGUUAAGUUCAUCGAAAAGCAGGUGAAAAUAUUGCAAGACCCUGUGUUUGGUGACAUUCAAGACGUCACUAAAAUCAGCCAACCAAGACGGGUGGUAGCAGAUCUGCCACAUGUAAAAUCUGGCGCAAAGAAAAGUUUUGCUACCACAGUCUCCCCAGUCGUUUGUGUUGCUGACGCUAACAGAAUUUAUCCUGUGAAAAUGGAAAAUGGAAUUAAAGGCCCUACUGCCGAUGUGAAUGAUGCAUUUCUGAAACCAUGCACCUACUGUAAAGGAAAUCAUGCUUUGGAAACUUGUCAGAAAAUAACAAAACUCCUUCAUCAACAGAAAGUUGAUUUUCUGAAGAAAAAUGGUUUCUGCUUUGCGUGUUUGAUUAAAGGCCAUCUAAGUAAAUCAUGCAAGAACCGUUUGAUAUGCCGCUCAUGUGGUAAGAAGCACCCCACUAUCUUGCACAUAGCAAACAGUCCUCCAGAUGGCGCUGUAGGAAAUGUGACUGUCUCUUCAGUGGCCAAGAAAGAUGCCAGCAGUGGCACAGACUCAAUCAUCCUGGGCAUGGCAUCUACAGUCCGAACAGGGGCCGGUACCAUCGACCACAAACUGCCUAUCGUGCCUGUAAAGAGACGCUCAUGGAGAAACUGUCCAUAAGAGGAAGGAAAACGGACAUCUUACUUCGAACCAUGGGUCAAGAAAAGCCUGUGCAGACCUACAAUGUGAGUGGACUCCAAGUAUGCAGCCUAGAUGGUGAUGACUUCAUAGAACUUCCAGAGGUAUUUACACAACCCGCCAUACCUGUUAACAGUGAGAACAUCACAUGUGAGGAAGAUCUCAAACAAUGGCCUUACCUUCAAGCGGUCCAGUUGAAGUCCAUCAGUGCCGAGGUCAGUCUGCUGAUCGGAGUGAACGUUCCCAAAGCCUUAGAACCGCUGAAGGUCAUUAACAGCCAAGACAAGGGGCCGUAUGCUGUCCUAACACACCUGGGAUGGAUAGUAAACGGACCUCUGGGUACUAGCCCACCCUUAGACCAACAUGGACGACCACAGAUAGUAGCCAACAGAAUAUCAGUGGCUCGUCUGGAAGAACUCUUGGUCCGACAAUACAACCAAGAUUUCUCAGAAUUGGCGCACCAAGAGAAGGCAGAACACUCUGUUGAAGAUAAAAGAUUCCUUCAAAUAAUGAAUGAAUCCAUCACAAAGAAAGAAGGUCACUAUGAAUUAC